Molecule: messenger RNA, 1575 nt
Organism: Epithele typhae
Lineage: Eukaryota; Fungi; Basidiomycota; Agaricomycetes; Polyporales; Epitheliaceae
Exons: 11
Coding region: 1-1575 (524 amino acids)
Source: RefSeq, a predicted model, not a curated record
AUGUUCUGCUGCUCCGCUGGCACGCGCCAGGAGGAUAUUGAUACGACCCUUGCGUUCGCCAAGAAGGCGCUCGAGGUCGGCCAGGAGGUGCUCCAGGUGGUCCCGGUUCCGUAUGUCGCUGACGGCGUGAAGGUUCUGAUCAAAGUUGUGGAGAAAGUCGAGGUGCGCCGCCAGCUCAUGGCCCCUUAUCUCGAAGUCCGGUCGACCAAGAAAGGGCUCCAAGAGUUGGCGAAAGAUCUGGGGAACCUCGCUGGCAUACUGCAGAGCGCGUCUGAGCAGAUUCAGAGGAAGGUCGACGCGAGCGGGCCUGAGAAACUUCAGGAUCUAGGCGAAUCCGUGGGUGAUAGGACGAUGAAGUUCCUGAGCCAGGUUGAAGAGCUGCAGAGUGAAGCGCAAAGGCUAUACACAGGCCCAUGUUGGCGUCGAUGCUUCCAUAGUGCACGCGAUGCGGAGACGCUGAAGGACAUGCAAGAAAAAGUGGUUCAGAUCACCAGGUUUUUCCAGGCCGACUGUCUCGUUGAAUCACCAGGGAUGGACCAGCUUAUUGAAGGGAUGAGGAGGGUGGAGAGAGUCGAGGUCGUUCAGAUUCAGCACAAACGCGACGACGACUCGAGAAGCUACUGCGAGCCGAUGCUGGAUAUCGACAAGAUCUACUCGCUCGACCUCAGUAAGCAGUCCCCCGCAUCCGUGCUCGAGGACGUCAAGCUGUUCCUCAGAGACCGGCUAGCAACAGCGUUCCGGCCACGAAUGCUGAGGAACCGCGGCGACCUCGUCGAUCGUCUGGCAGAGCGCUCGGAGGGACGUGGAGAACGCGCGGAGUAUCUCUUCUCCAACCCCAAACGAUCCGAACUGCUUGGGCCUCUCAACGACCUCUACCUGAAGACGAUGCUCGGGACCAUCGCGCUCCUGAAGGACCGCUUCUCGCCGAACGACCUCGAAAGGCUGCUGUCUACGCCCACGAAAACAUCCGUAUCCGUUCUCCGUCACCUUCGCUCCGUCGUGUUAUUCGACCGCAGCGACCUCGACGCGGCGUUCCGCCCCAUCCACAUCACCUUCUCCCAGUUCCUCGUCGACGUCCACCCAAAGUACGACAAGGGACCCUACCUCGUGAAGACGGUGCGCGAGCACGGACGCAUCGCCGCGGGGUGCCUCGACACCCUCGUGUCUUCCCUGCACCAGAACCCGCUCUGUGUAGCGUCUGGGACGAGGCGGUCGGGCGUCCCAGACGUGGAGGAGCGCGUGGCUGCCGAUAUUCCGAAACACGUGCGGUACGCGUGUCUGCACUGGGCAGGGCACCUCGCGCAGUCAGACGAGAACGCGAAGGACGUGUAUGCGGCCCUGGACAAGUUCGCGAAGUCGGUGCUGUUGCAGUGGGUGGAGACGAUGGCGUGGAUGGGCCGGAUGGACGCGGUGACGGCGUCACUGAAUAGGGCUAUCGCGUGGCAGAAGAUCGGUCGUACACGGAAGGACCACCCUGAAGCCAUUUACCAGUGCAUCGUCAACCAGGAGGAUGGACCGUCGGCUGUUAGGCAGGCGACGCACGAUUCUGCCACGCUCUCUCUGGUAGACGAGUGA